This is a messenger RNA of Linnemannia hyalina, 1296 nucleotides long. Lineage: Eukaryota; Fungi; Mortierellomycota; Mortierellomycetes; Mortierellales; Mortierellaceae. The record is from the annotation of a GenBank genome assembly.
AUGACUUUGGGCCCCUCUCCCUCCUCACCUGUCCCUGUCCCUCCUAAAAAGACCACUGCCACCGAAGCACUACCCCCACUCUCCAUCUCGGCUCCUCUCCAGAACACUUCCGCCGCUCCUGAGUCCUCAGUCUUCACCUCGUCUUCGCCCAUCUACUCGCGUGCCCAUCCUUUCCUCCGCAAGUUCCAGACCACUGUCCAGAAGGCCGUUGCCCAAGCGCAACAGCAGAACCAGUCCGUCUUCUCCUCUGCCUUUUCUACAUCCGCUACCUCCCCCUCUUCAUCUAGCGAUAACAAGGACAAUGCCUCUAACCAGAAUGGAGGCAACUCUGUCGAUGAGAAGAUCGCUGCCGUCUCGAGCGGUCGUCUCCCCGUGAACCCCAAGAGCCCUACCCUUGCUGCCGCCAAGGCCACCGAUGCUAUCAUCCAGAUGCGUCUCGGACAGGUCCAUCACGACGGCCGCACCGCCCAUGACAAUAUCCCUACACUUGAUGAGAGUGUUUACGCUGAGGAAACGUUUCAAAAGUCUGCAGCGCAUCAGGGUUGCGGAUGCUCUCACCACGGAGCGGCAGGAACGGAUUCUGAUAGUGACGAUGAUACACGUGUUGAGCCCUCGAACUUCCCUCCAGUCUCCGAGGAGGCCCGCGAGUUCUCUGAGCGUUUGUUAGGCCAGAACAAGGCUUGGGCCCUCAAGACUGAGCAGGAUCGUCCUGGGUUCUUUGCCAAGUUGGAAAAGCAGCAAAAGCCUCAAGUCCUCUGGAUCGGCUGCUCGGAUUCGCGUGUGCCUGCAAACCAGAUCGUCAACCUCGAUCCCGGCGAGAUUUUCGUCCACCGCAACAUCGCCAACGUUGUCACCCACACCGACAUGAAUCUGUUGUCGGUCCUCGAGUACGCCGUCGACGUCCUCAAGGUCCGCCACAUCAUCGUCUGCGGACACUAUGGCUGCGGAGGUGUCGCUGCCUCGUUGACCCAGAAGCAGUUUGGAGUGAUCGACAACUGGCUGAGGAACAUCAAGGAUCUAUACACGAUCCACCGCAAGAAGUUCGAUACUCUCCCCCAUGGAGGCAAAGAGCAGCAGGAUCUGUUGACAGAGCUGAAUGUCAUCCAGUCUGCGUUGAAUGUCUGCCAUACCAGUAUUGUCCAGAAGGCCUGGUCGAGGGGCGAGAAGCUGAGUGUUCAUGGAUGGUGCUAUCGGUUGAGCGAUGGUGUUAUCCGGAAUUUGGGACUCUGCAUCGAGGGUCCUGGUAAUGUUGAGGAGGUUUACCAUGUCAUAGAUGAGGUCAAAUCUGGCCAUUAA